Messenger RNA from Stomoxys calcitrans (stable fly), 4583 nucleotides. It is a transcript of the gene Sec31, whose product is annotated as protein transport protein Sec31A. Gene Ontology annotation, biological process: endoplasmic reticulum organization; intracellular protein transport; COPII-coated vesicle cargo loading. NCBI's taxonomy places the organism in Eukaryota, Metazoa, Arthropoda, Insecta, Diptera, Muscidae. Gene Ontology annotation, molecular function: structural molecule activity; protein binding. The coding region runs from base 134 to 4099 and encodes 1321 amino acids. The record is from RefSeq and is a predicted model, not a curated record. The transcript is spliced from 12 exons. Gene Ontology annotation, cellular component: COPII vesicle coat; endoplasmic reticulum exit site.
CACUUGUCAGAUUUAACCGCAGGAGACCGAAAAGAUACGUCGGCAAAUUUUCAAUUAUUGUGCGUUUUUGAUUUAUUUAUUCAUUGCAGAAAGCAAAGGUUCUUGAUUAAAUCUUUGAUAACACAGUGGCAAGAUGAAAAUCAAGGAACUGCAAAAGACAGUGAAUAUUGCCUGGUCGCCACUACCACAAAAUCCAAUUUAUUUAGCAGCUGGGACUGCAGCACAACAAUUUGAUUCCAAUGUGAACUCAACAUUGGAAAUUUAUUCCACGAACUUCAGCGAUCCCAGCUACGAUUUGGCACUCAAGGCAUCUACGCCUAGCCAAUAUAGAUUCCAAAAGCUUAUAUGGAGUCCUACAGGUUAUGGUGCUGCUCACAACAAUGGCUUAAUUGUUGGUGGUUGCGAGGGUGGGCAUGUGAUGAUUUAUUCCCCAUCGAAAAUGUUGGCCAGCGAAGAUGGUUUAAUUGCUAGACAGGAUAAACAUACUGGUCCCGUAAGUGGUUUGGAUUUCAAUCCAUUCCAAACAAAUCUGUUGGCUUCCUGUGCUUCUGAGUCUGAAAUAUUUAUAUGGGAUUUGAAUAAUACCACCACACAUAUGAACCCCGGUGCUAAGACUCAGCCAUUCGAAGAUGUAAAGAAUGUCGCUUGGAAUAGACAAGUGCAACAUAUCUUGGCUUCGGUAUUCAGUUCGAGAUGUGUUAUUUGGGAUUUGCGUAAGAGCGAACAAAUCAUCAAAUUAUCGGAUACUCAAUCUCGUGUAAGAUGGCAUGCUAUACAGUGGCACCCAGAAGCGGCCACCCAAGUGUGGCUGGCCUCAGAAGACGAUCAGGCUCCCGUUGUGCAAUUGUGGGACUUGCGUUAUGCCACUGCACCAGCUAAAACUAUGCAAAUUCACCAACGUGGUGUUUUGGGUAUGUCUUGGUGUCCAAGAGAUAUUGAUUUGAUGGUCUCUUGCGGUAAAGAUAACCGUAUAUAUUGCUGGAAUCCCAAUACACAAUCACCUGAAGGGGAAAUACUUUCGGAAGUCGCCACCACAGCCACUUGGUAUUCAGAUGUACAGUGGUGUCCGCGUAAUCCAGCAUUGAUAUCCAGCUCUAGUUUGGAUGGCAAUGUUUCCAUUUACUCUCUAUUUGGUGGAGUACAACAACAGGUGCAGACAUCCAAUAAAAUUGCAGACUCUUUUCCUGGCAUGGAUCAGUUUGCCCAGGCACCAAUGCCACAACAAACGGCUCCUAUUGUUUAUCAUGAUUUGAAAUAUGCCCCAAAGUGGAUAAAAAAACAAUGUGGCGUGACAUUUGGGUUCGGCGGCAAACUGGUGUCUUUUAAUAAUAAAUCCAAAACCAUAAAUAUUUCUCAAGUUACUACUGAACCAUUGCUGGUGGAGCGAGCUCAGGCUUUGGAGAAAUCGCUAAAUGAAGCCAACUUCAUUGAUUAUUGCCGUCAAAAGGCUGAUGAAAUGCCCGAUCAAAAUGGUCGUUUUUUGUGGUAUUUUAUCAAGGCUAACUUUGAACGAAAUCCCAAAGAGGAAAUUCUUAAUUUAUUAGGUUUCAAUAAAGAGGACAUCGAUGGAAAAUUCUCCAAAUAUAUACCCGAAGAUGAUAGUAAUCAACAAUCUCAAGAUAUCGAUCAACUAAAUAAUCGCAUGGCUCAGCUGACACAUCAACCUAUUGACAACAAUGCUUUAUUUGAUGGCAUUGCUGCUUCCCAAAAGGACACCAAUGAAGGGGAAGCGAUACCCAAAAAUCUUCCUCAAUUUAAAAUACCCAGUGGAGAACAUGCCGACAGCCUUAUAACAGAAGCUAUACUUAGCGGUAAUUUAGAGGCUGCCGUUCAGCUAUGCUUAAAUAGAAAACGUAUACCUGAAGCUUUUAUAAUUGCUUCCACCGCUGGCAUUGAAUUUCUAACAAAGACUCAAAAUCGUUAUUUACAAGAGCAACAAGGUGAAUUAUCCAAUGUUAUAUCGGCAUUGGUAACAUGCGAUUGGAUGGAUUUUGUUACCCGUUGUACAAUUGACUCCUGGAAGGAGGCCUUGGUUGCCGCCCUACGACAUAGUGAGCGAAAAGUGGUUGACAUUUGUGAAAAACUGGGUGAUCGACUAUUGAACGAAAGUAUUUCGAACGCUGAGUACAUACGCAAUGCUAUGCUUUGCUAUAUCUGCGCUGGCAAUAUAGAUAAACUUGUUAUAGCCUGGUACAAAUUGAAGCAGUCGGAAAAUCAAAAUUCAAAUUACAAAUUGAGUACUUCGGAGCUGCAAGAACUUGCUGAAGUGGUUAUGCUUAUGAAUAAGUCACUGGAGGAACAAGGUAUAGCUGUAGAAUUAAACUCCAAAGUGGCCGAUUUCAUUAUGGAGUAUGGAGGUUUGUUGGUGGCCCAAGGUGCUUUUACUGCUGCCUUGGCAUAUAUAAUGGAAAUUAAGGCCACGUCAGCCCACCCAGACCUUAAUGAUUUGAAGCAACGUAUUACUAAUAUUGUGCAACCUCAGCCGAAGCAUCAACAGCAUCAGGCAUAUGGUGCGCAACAAAAUAUGCACCAGCGAACGCAGCCUAGGGGGUCGUUUUCUGGCCAAAAUAUGGGUUAUCCAGGGGCAGUGGCUCCAGCAAUGCCAAAUCAAGCUGCUUUUGCACCAGUUCCCACGUGGAAUUCAAAUCCCGUAGGUUCAAUGCCUGCUCCUUACAAUCCCGCCAUUCCGCCCGCUGGUCCUAUGCCUUCCAUGUUUAAUCCAGCUGCUGCUCCCAUAAAACCUCCAAUGGGUGAGAAUAUGGUGCAACCUCCACGUCCUUUAAGUACUUCAAGUUCUCAAGGUGGCACUACCAGCGGUGGUGGCUUGACCUCAAGAUCUAAAUAUGUUUUAGAUCCUUCGGUGGCACCCUCGGGACCAAUGGGUGGUUAUGGCAAUACAUAUCAAGCACCACCAGUGGCUCCAAUGCAGGCACCUUCUUCAUUCAAUACAACGCCUUUUAAUGCAGCCCCGGCCCCCUCGAUUAUGCAGCCCUCAUUUAGUUCGACUCCAUUUGGUAACAAUGCUUUCAUGCCUGGUGUUGGACCAAUUGAGACAGCUACAGCUGCAGUUCCCCCACCACCUAUGCAAAACAUACAACGCAAUCCCACACCACCGCCGGGGUGGAAUGAUCCUCCCGCACUAAAGUCUAGCCGACCGAAUCCCUACUUCUCCCAGAAUAGAUCAAAUGAAAUGUCUGCUACACACGCGGGCACUCGUAAAUGGCAGAAGGUUAUCAACCAUGAAAAGGAUGUCGCCAAAGUCAAUAGCGACAAUUUAAAUACAAAUUUUCAAAAUGAUUCAAACUCUUUACAACAACCUCCUAUGCUGUUUAAGGUAAAGAAAGCCGAAGCUACAACAGGAACUGCAGCGGCUCCCAUAACUCAUCCACUCUUUGGUGUUGAUCCGAAUCAAAAUCAAAAUGGUUACAUGGAUCCCAAUGCUCACUAUCAACAGGGAGCCUUGCCUCCUGGUAUGCCGCCACCACCCCAACCACAUAAUGUGUUAAAUCCCACACAACCCCCAAUGACUGGCGGAACUGCCUUCUACAACCCAGCUAUGCAAAAUAACAAUGUGCCAGCCCCUGUCCAGCCAAUGAAUUUCCAGACAUCGGCAAUAUCACAACAACAAGCACCACAAUGGCAAACGCAACCCACCCAAGCUAUGGGAGGUGGGUAUAUGGAUCCUAGCCAACAACAACAGCAACAGCAAUCCACUCUGCAACCCCAAAGACAAGCGGAACCUCCCAAACAAAAACCGCCCCUGCCAGAAGAGUAUAUUUAUCUACAGACUGUGCUAGAAGAACUGAAAACCAACUGCCUAAAUGCCACCAAUGAUCCACGCACUAAACGCAAGUUUGUAGAUGUUACGAAGCGUCUGGAAAAUCUAUAUGAUUGCUUAAGAGAUGGAAGACUCCAUACCGUGACCAUUGACGCCUUAAAUCAAAUAAUACAAUUCAUACAGAUUGGCGACUAUGGUAAUGCGUUACAAGUUCAUACUCAAAUAGCCUUUGGAUCGGACUUUUCCCAAUGUGCUGGCUUUAUGCCAGGUCUUAAGGUGCUAAUUCAAUCAGCGACCGAUUUACAAGUGUAUUUACGAUAAGAUAUAUAAUGCGACCCGAGUAAUUCACAAUACUUUAUUCCAUAUAAACAUUUUUUAGUUAUUAAAUUAUGCUUGUCUUGUUUUUUAUAUUAAUUUGCAUUUAAAGUUCAGAUAUACCAGCGUAUGAUUUUCUUCAUGUUGCACAAAACUUAAGAGAAAACUUGUUUUCUUUUGUUUCUCUCGUUUAUAUUAAAAACAUUUACGCCGGCAUUCACAAAACUAAAUGUAGAUUUGAGAUAGAUUUAUUUGACGGAUUUCCUUUCUAGAUCUAUAAAAUAAACCUAUUUUAAGGCUUCAUUAAGUUUUGCGAAUAAGGCCAUUAUAGUUCAUCCCCAGCUCGCCUUAUGUCUCUUUGUUCUUUAUGUUGUUUUUUUAUUUUUAUGUCUUUGAUUUUCAAAAGUAUGCAAUUAUGUUUAAAACAAUAAAAAAUGUUACGAAAUUACGGUUACGAUAUAACAAUAAAGUAUAUAAAUACAUAUAUCAA